Daucus carota subsp. sativus is the source of this 5393-nucleotide messenger RNA. RefSeq names its product NADH-ubiquinone oxidoreductase chain 2. The transcript has a single exon. Bases 3092 to 3736 code for a protein of 214 amino acids. The record is from RefSeq and is a predicted model, not a curated record. NCBI's taxonomy places the organism in Eukaryota, Viridiplantae, Streptophyta, Magnoliopsida, Apiales, Apiaceae.
GUGGCCGAGUGGUCAAAAGCGACAGACUGUAAAUCUGUUGAAGUUUUUCUACGUAGGUUCGAAUCCUGCCUCUCCCACUUGUUUGUUGUAGACUUCAGAGAAGAGAAAAGAGGCAUUCGUCAGCGUAGGAAGGCCAACCGAGCGAAGCUCUUUCUUUCUUUUUUUGGCCGUGUCGUGAAGUGAAAUUGUAUCGUAUGUUAGUUAGAGAGGUUGGCGAACUACUACGAUCUAGAAAUCCCCCACCUAUAUCCAAUCCCAACGAGAAUAGAAGCGAGUCGCUUCCGGCUUGGCUUGUAGUCGUAGUCUUUUAGCUUAUGGAGUCGCCGGCCUUCCUACACGCACGCGCCCGCAAGAACGCCUCCCUGGUUCGGGACGAAGCCAAGCCGAUACAUACGAUAGGCGAAAAGGAAAGACCCCCAUUUAAUUAGCGCCUGGGGAACGCAAGUUUUAUCGAGGAUUGGAGAGGAGAGGUGGAAUAAAAUAAAAGGCUCGGGAUCGAUUUAGGAGUCUUUGUGCGAGCCGUAUGCGGUGAGAGUCGCACGUACGGUAACGAGGGGGGUUCGCGUCUAUACGUGUAGUGUGGUGGUUGGGCCUACCCACCCUAUUUGUUCCAUGAUCUAUGGGUCUACUGGAGCUACCCACUUUGAUCAAUUAGCCAAGAUUUUGACCGGAUACGAAAUCACUGGUGCUCGAUCUAGUGGUAUUUUUAUGGGGAUUCUAUCUAUCGCUGUAGGAUCCCUAUUCAAGAUCACUGCAGUUCCUUUUCGGGCGGCUGUAGGACAGACGGCCGCCUAUAGGUGGUAGGGUAGGGUGGGUGGUACCGCUCAGAUUGCGGCCAAUCUUCCUAACCGCGCGCGGGCCGCGCUUAGAGCGCGUGAAACUCAUCACUACCUCGUAAGGGCGUUGAGACCAUAGCAUGUUACACGAAAGCGCCGCUUUCUCUGUAGUGUUGUCACACAGCUGCCCGCCUAGAAGAGCCACUCGCUCUGUAGUGUUGUCACACAAGAUAAGCACGCCGCCCGCCUGCUGGCCGGGCGAAUCGAAGUUAUCUUCCGGUCAACUGUCCCCCCAGUCAAGUGCAAAAAACACAGUAGAAUCACGCAACGCACGCUACUGGUGUGCUUCCUGCUCGCGAGGAAAGAAAGAAGGGCGACAAAGUGAAGUUCAGAUUUGACUGUUUGCAGCAUGGGAGCAGAUUACCCAAAAAAUACCUGGGAACAAGAAAAAAAAGAUAUCUCGGUAACGAAAACUAUAGGGGGCUGUAUUGGCGAGAUCCAACGGUGAACAGCUGCCCAAAAGAAAAACCGCCUGGAAGUCCGAGGACCUUUAGUACUGUACUCUACCCCCGAACCAGCAGCCUUCGCGCCAAGCAAGACCGCCCUUGUCCCUUUCCUUUCUCCAUUCCCCCUCCUUCUUUGCUUUGUUCCAAUAGAGUAUAAGGCAAAGCAAAAGUGGUUCGUAUGCCUACUUUACCUACUUGACGAAAGGGAACGAACUUCGUUUCGUUUCCGGGUUUAUGGAUUGGAUUCAGUCAGCGUCACGACAUAAUCAAAAGGAAGGAGUGACGCUUUGGUUACCGGCGAACGCUUCCAAAGGCGACCCUCUCAAGUUUCCGGCUGUUUUAUAGAUUGAAGUAGCCUUUCGUCGCCCUACCAAACGAAAGAAAGAAGCCGCUAUCAAACAGCCCGCCCUACUGAAGUACCAACCAAAGGUGCGCUCAGCCCGGUGACUAAGAAAUGGGUUUGCACUUAAAUUUAAGUGAUGAGGUCGCAAAGAGGGAAGUAGGGCUCUUAUUUGACUAAAAGUGGGUUCUUCGCUUUCCUUUAGAACGAAAGUCGCUAUGAAGCCCCUACUACUUACUUUGUUUGAUUCAAAAGGCGAACAGCCCCCCCAACUAGUCGUAUGGGGCGGGGUGCUUGUGAUAAGCUGCCUUGGAUAUGAGGAAUUCUUAAAAAAAGGAAAAGUCCGGUAUUUUACGAAGAUCUUUCUAUCAAUAGAUAGGAAUGAGUGUUCGAUAUAGGGGAUAGGAUCCAUCUGCUCUUUAUGAACGCGGAGCCCGUUCCGAAUGCUUCUUCGAUCCGGAAGUUAUCGCGAAGAUAAUAAGAUGGUGCUCCCCCUCCCUCUGCCUUUUCCCGCUUUGCGAAUCUUCCCCUCUAACGCGGGCCGGGCGGCGGCGGGCGCGGGAGGAAGAAAGCUAAGAGAAGACGCUCUUCUCUUAGGUCCUUUUUUUUCAGUGCAACACAGGAAAGCGCCCUCUUUUUGUCAUCCCUGCUGCUUUCCAUAUUUUGUAUUGAACGCAUGGCGUAGCUAGGACCCUUCAAAUCAUGUUUGAGCUUAUGUUCAAACCAACCCCACCCCCUAUUUGAGUCAGGCUGGAAAGAAUGUCCGCCAAGUUCAGAUAAGGGAAUGCUUCCCCCAACCAUUAAAGGAAAGGCUCGACGAGGGGAGGGAGAUGCGGCGGGGGAAGGAAAAGGCUUUCGGAGAUCGAUAUUUUCUUGUUUUUUCAUCGAAAACGAAGAAGGCCGAGGAUGGCCUACGGUGCGUCUUAUCUGAAGGGAACACGCUUUUUCGACCGCGGUGGCGGUGGUAUGAUUGUCGGGCUCUCUCCUCGUUCCGCCCGCUGGCCUAUUGGGAUAGCAGCCUUCGGGCUUUACCUGCCCUUUCUAAUAGAAUAAAGAAUUCCGACUCGGCCCGGGAAAGCGCUGGCAACAACAGAAAGGAAGGGGUCCAUGUAGCUGCUGCGCCCGCCCCCCUCUUAGUCAAUGGGGCAGCAGGUUCGGCAUCUACUACAAAAGAGAGAAUCCACUUCAGAUAACCACGCCUCUGCUAGGGCAGCGCGUGGAAUGGCCGAGAGCGGACCUUUUUGGAUAUAUAAUCCAAGUCGAGAGUAGAGUUACGGGAACAGCCGUCUGAUGGAAAACUACUUUCACGUUCGGUUCAGAGAGCACCUUUUUGUUGAGAAUUCGUCGUUCCCUUUCGUGUGAAUUCCCCAGCGGCGAAUUAAAAACUUGUGGGCCCUAUCCUAUUCCAUCUCUCGAGCCCCGAAGAAAACCACCCCCCCUCGGAUUCCAUAUCUCUUUUGACUCUAUAUAUGUGGGCACCUGAUAUCUAUGAGGGUUCACCCACCCCGGUUACAGCAUUCCUUUCUAUUGCGCCUAAAAUCUCGAUUUCUGCUAAUAUUUCACGUGUUUCUAUUUAUGGUUCUUAUGGAGCUACAUUGCAACAAAUCUUCUUUUUCUGCAGCAUUGCUUCUAUGAUCUUAGGAGCACUGGCCGCCAUGGCCCAAACGAAAGUAAAAAGACUUCUAGCUCAUAGUUCAAUUGGACAUGUAGGUUAUAUUCGUACUGGUUUCUCAUGCGGAACCAUAGAAGGGAUUCAAUCACUACUAAUUGGUAUCUUUAUUUAUGCAUCAAUGACGAUAGAUGCAUUCGCCAUAGUUUCAGCAUUACGGCAAACCCGUGUCAAAUAUAUAGCGGAUUUGGGCGCUCUAGCCAAAACGAAUCCUAUUUCGGCUAUUACCUUCUCCAUUACUAUGUUCUCAUACGCAGGAAUACCCCCGUUAGCCGGCUUUUGUAGCAAAUUCUAUUUGUUUUUUGCCGCUUUGGGUUGUGGGGCUUACUUCCUAGCCCCAGUGGGAAUAGUGACUAGCGUUAUAGGUCGUUGGGCGGCCGGAAGGUUGCCACGAGUAAGUCAGUUUGGGGGACCGAAGGCAGUUCUCCGUGCACCGGACACGUAGCUUACCGAAUCAGUUGCGACACGGAUGGGAAUGCAUGCUACGAAAGAUAGGGUCGAGUCUGAUACAUCAACCGUCUACUCAAUAUCCUUGUACGAGUUCACAAUCACUACACGAGAUGAACCUUGGUUUGGUGAAUUGAAGUUGGCCUUAGGUGUAAUAGGACUCCCAGUUACUGCGCACGAUCGUAGACUGAGGUGCUCCCCGCCGGUUGUUGGAACGACGCGAGCCGGGCCGGGUCUCGAUUCAGAAAGAUGAAGGGCCAAAAAGUCUAAAUAGGGGGUUACAAAUUCCCCAUCUCAUUGGGGGCGGAAAACGAAUCGACAUCUCGAUGUGAUACAGCCUUUUAAAUUUAUGUUGGGAAAGAACGGCGAAGUCCAUCCGAACCGUCCAAUGAAGAAUAAGAGGAGAGCAAAGCGCCAAUGGCGCGCGAAGCGCAUGCGAAACGGGCGCGGAUAAAAAAAGUUUGGAGGAGAAGCAGCCGAGCUCAUUCCCUUCGCUUCCUGGGCCCAAAGCAGUGCAGUCUUUCCUGGCCAAAUCAAGGAUUUGGGGCUUCUUGCUACGCUACUUAACUAUAUAAAUCCUUUUUUUGAGUAAUAUAUAUGAAUAAAAGAUAGAUCCAUCCAGCUAUCCUAUCCGAUUUCUAUUUUUAUAAAAACAAUAGAAUCGAUUUCAUUCAACGUUUGAUUCAAAGAACUGUGCUUAGCCCCCCCGCUCAUGAAACGGCUCUGCUGCAAUGGAUGGCAGAGGGUCCGUAGUACCCGAAGCACUGGAGUGAUCCAGUAGCCGGGAAGGGGCCUAGAAGUGCCUACUACUACACCACACUACACUUGGCUCUACACAUUUACAGAGCUAACCCCUGUCCAGUGCCUGGCAGAGCUAAGGGGGCUUAAAUCCUUACUCUUUAUCCCCAUCUUCGCCCAGGCUAACGGGGCCUUACUUAUUCAGGGGGGAGAGUGGAGCCUCGAGAAGCACUGUUGAGAGGAAGAUCCUUGGCCCCUCUUCAUUCUCUACAGGGUUCCAAAUCUUUAUUCAACAUAGGUGACAACGAGCGAGGCAGAGAUGGAAGAGAUAAAAGACGAGAAUAAGAAGCAAGCUCGCCUUCCUUUUUAUUUCAUCAUUUUUAUAGAGGGGGAUGGAGAAAGUGGACAAAACAGGCUCGCAUUUCCCAGUCGAAAAGAUGGGUUCCUUUUUCGUCUCGCAUUUCUCAUCGAACAAAUACAGGAAAAGAAUCAUAUUGAAAACGAGCCUAACCCAACCCCUUUCUUCGUAGAGCCGUGUAUUGUAAGUGAUCCGAACCUGCCUGGAGCGAGCCCCCCAUAGAGGCAAGUGAAGUUGGUGAGCCGUAUGAUGGGCAACUAUCUCCUGCGGUUCGGAGAGGACUCAGCUGUUAGUUAGUACCCCCUUGGUUUCGGGGUGGACCCUUUCACUCUAUUUUAUUAUAUACGCUUAGCGAAAAGAAUGUUUUUUGAUACACCUAGGACAUGGAUUCUAUAUGAACCAAUGGAUCGUGACAAGUCGUUACUACUAGCAAUGACUUCCUCUUUCAUUACUUCAUUCUUUCCAUAUCCCUCUCCUUUGUUCUCAGUUACUCAUCAAAUGGCACUCAGCUCAUAUCUUUAAGUUCGAUCAUUGACAAGGUUCAAAGAAAGGGUGGGAA